AGCUAUCUUCACGAUCAAUGUUUUUAUUUAUGUCAAAUUGCUAACUUGGUUAUUUGUAAAUAUUGAAUACAAAGUCUUCUUUUUCUCUCUCGAUUGCUGUAAAAACAAAAUCAUACUGCAGUUGAAGAACAUUAUUGUAUAUUAUUAAAUAAAUUGCAAGAAAUAUAAAAUCGCACUCUCCGUAAAUUAAUUUACAAAAAUGGGACGCCGCAAGUCGAAAAGAAAGCCACCAGCGAAACGUAAGGCAAUUCAACCUCUGGAUGUACAAUUCAAUUGCCCUUUUUGCAAUCACGAAAAAUCUUGUGAAGUUACAAUGGAUAAAGGGAGAAACACAGCCAGGAUAACUUGUAGGGUAUGCCUGGAGGAUUUUCAAACAACUACAAACUUUUUAUCAGAACCUGUUGAUGUUUACAACGAUUGGGUCGAUGCUUGUGAAUCUGCCAAUUGA
Messenger RNA from Ctenocephalides felis (cat flea), 448 nucleotides. Its product is annotated as transcription elongation factor 1 homolog. Gene Ontology annotation, cellular component: transcription elongation factor complex. The record is from RefSeq and is a predicted model, not a curated record. Gene Ontology annotation, biological process: transcription elongation by RNA polymerase II. Lineage: Eukaryota; Metazoa; Arthropoda; Insecta; Siphonaptera; Pulicidae. Gene Ontology annotation, molecular function: RNA polymerase II complex binding.